Messenger RNA from Diprion similis, 2867 nucleotides. It is a transcript of the gene Gle1, whose product is annotated as mRNA export factor Gle1. The record is from RefSeq and is a predicted model, not a curated record. Gene Ontology annotation, cellular component: nuclear pore cytoplasmic filaments; nuclear pore; cytoplasm. The transcript is spliced from 8 exons. Bases 206 to 2266 code for a protein of 686 amino acids. NCBI's taxonomy places the organism in Eukaryota, Metazoa, Arthropoda, Insecta, Hymenoptera, Diprionidae. Gene Ontology annotation, biological process: poly(A)+ mRNA export from nucleus; regulation of translational termination; regulation of translational initiation. Gene Ontology annotation, molecular function: translation initiation factor binding; phospholipid binding; inositol hexakisphosphate binding.
UAAAAUAUAGUUUUGUUGAAACACGUGCUACUGAUAUUAUUAUGAAAUAGACAUCAGCUGAUUAUGGGAAACGUAUUGAUACUCAUGUGGAUAGAUUGUUCAAAAAUUUAGUAGAUAAUUAAACGGAGCACAAACGAUUCCUAAUUGGAGUGUUUAUAUAACUUUCUUCGGACUGCGCAAAGAUAUAACACAUUUUGCAAGCACAAUGAAUGGCGAAACGCAGCAUAACAUGAAUGACAUUACCUCCGACUUCACAUGUCUCAAAGUAUCCGCUUUGUGUAAGGCGUCUCGCAUAUCAGACGCUGUCCGGCAUGUCACGAUUGGUCCAGAUUCUGUCUUGAUUCCUGACUAUCAUGUGGACAACGAGAACAUUGAAAACCAGCCGGAUAACAGUAUAACUAAAGAGGUUAAACCACAGCCAAGGUCACAAAGUCCAAAGGCAUCAACCAGAAGCGGUAUAACUUUUUCGAAAAAGAAAAUGCUGCUCGAAAAUGAGGUGCAACGAAGAGAAGAAGUCAAACAAAGCAUGCAACGCCGCCUUCAGAGUAUGAUGAAGGCGGAAUCUAAACUGCGAGAACAAAUGGCUGUAAUUCGGAAUAUGAUGAUAGCAAACAGAGAGCAUCAGGAGAGUAUAGCGAAGGAUGAAAUCGCCAGGCUUGAGGCUGAGGAGGAGCAUGCUGCUGAACAAAAUGAAAUUAAACGGAAACAUGAACAGCAAUUACAUGCGCAGAGAAUACUGGAACGGAAAGAGAAAUUGGAACGGGAAGUUGAGGAACAGAGAAUAAGGAAUCAAGAGAAGAGAGUAUUGUUUGAAAAAAUGCUCCCGCUUCAUGCUAGCUUCGGAUCGACUUAUCAGGACAUCAGCACAGUGUCAAAGUCCUGCAAGGACAGGAACAUCGUUGGACCUGCCUUUGCUCCGCAUUCAGUCAAGCUCAAGGAGCUCAGCAAAUGCAUGGAAGGAUUGCUCGAGCGUGCUAAAUCAGGCGAAUUGACCGAAGAAGAUAUUAACACCGCAGAGAUUCUUGCAAAACAUAGCGAGGCUAUCUUGAAUGCUUUCAAGCAAGAAAUAGAUCGAAUAAAUGCUGCCUACGACGCAGAAGUAGCUCGCAGAGAAGAGGAAGUGAGACAAGCCCAAGCGCAGAAUCAACUUAUGGCUUCUAAAGCUCAGGAAGCUGCAGUUCAACCUGAUCAAAGACCAAGCGAGAUCCUUCAAAGUACUGGCGUCACUGACCAAAUCACAACAAAUGCGUUGGAGGAGAAUAGUACACCAGAGACUACAAAUCAGACACAGUUAUCAGUGGAAUCCGUCGUCCCAGAGUCUAAAACAGAACAUCUUCUAGAGUUCGCUGACAAGGAUUCAGUGGAAAUUUACUUGAAUAGUCAACAAUUACUAGAAAAUCAUAACAUCCUAUGUUCGCCUCUAACCAAUUCGGAGACUACAAAGAAGUUCCGGUUCGAGUGUCAGAAAGCAAUAAAUAUACCCGUGAAUGCGAUUUCCGGUGUUAGCAGAGAACAUCUUACCGACAAAUACGAAAAGCUGCAUGGUUUGCUAGGCGGAAAGCCGCCGACUAAUGCAAACCAACAUCCGCAAGGCAUACCCUUCUGCAAGCAUACCUUGGCCAAGAAAUUUGUGAAUCAAGGCGAAGCUCUAGUUUCCAGCAAACCAGAAAUGGCAUUUUCCGUUGCCGCGGUUAUCGUGGCUCUCUGGAACGACUAUCCGGACUUCGGUGAACUACUUUUGGCCUAUUUCUACAAAACCUGCCCUUACUUAGUUCCAAUGUUCCUUCCUCAACAACAGGGCCAGUCUAACGAGGACUACUACAAAUCCUUGGGCUACAAAUAUUCGGAAGAUGGAACCGUCGAACGGCAGGAUAAGUUCUUGAAGAGAAUGUCGGGCUUGAUGAGGCUUUAUGCGGCUCUGACUGUAACAAGGCAGCGAAAGCUCGUCACGCGUCCACAUCCUCAUGGCUUACAAAACGCUUGGAGAUGGUUGGCAGCAAUUUUGAACAUCGAACCACGUCCUGACAUCUGUGCAACCUUGAUCUUCGAUAUGCUUGAAGUGACUGGACACGCAUUGUGGAAAACCUAUCCUAAUCAGUUUCCAAAGCUGCUUGCCUUGCUCAUCACCCAAUAUUAUCCUCGUAUGCAGAGCCUCGGAGGUACAGCUGGUGGUCCUCUGGCUCGGUUGGAACAGUUUUUGAAAAAUUCUUUGACCAGAGGCUCUAUGCCGCCACCCGACGGUCAACUGCCCCAAAAUUUUUGGUAGUCGAAUAAUUACCGAUAGCUUUAUGACGUUGAAUCACGUGUAAAAGUUUCCGUCGCAUCGUUAUUCGAAAUUUUCGAUGCUUCAGCUAGGAAUUAUUAUUGCGCCGCUGCUUUUGUUGAUUGACCAUCACAAAAAAAGUUGCGUUCUGUACAUCGAAUACCUUUAAUAAUCGCGGCACAGCCGUUGUAUGCAUAAUACUUGACCAUAACGUGCUAUGUGAAUUAUCAUGUUGACUCGUUGUGAGAUUCUUUUUAGUCUACAUUAAUUAGGCAUUUCACAAAAGAUUGACGAAACAAAAAACGCGUCGAGUUUUGUAAUAAAUUUUUCCAACUCUUUCAACUUUUUCAAUUAAAAAAUUUACUUUUUUUUCAAUACUAAGUUUAAGUCACGAGUAUAUGUACACAUCAUAAAGAAUAUUUUCGAUUUAAUAUCAUUAACCGAUUAAAAUUUAACUGUGCUUUCUUCAAUUUGAUCGCACAGAAGGGCGGAGAUGCUGGUCCCUCUUUUGCUGUAUAAGGUACCACGUACUUAACAUUACUAUAACCACCUGACGAACGUGUGAUAUUGUGAACGAGGAGAUUGAAACAACAAGUACAAUGUA